AUGCUGUUUCUACUGGCAUUUUUACCCAUAUGUGUAGCAUUAAAGGAUGCUGAUAUUGUAAAACUGGUCAAUAAUUUACAACUGGACUCAAUAGCUCCUGAAGGGUCGAUUUUAGAGCCAUUAUUAGAGGUUCGACCUCCUGGAUCAUUGGGAAUUGAGAACGUUAGGAAGUUUUUGAUUCGGGAAUUUGAAUCCUUAAACUACACAAUGACUAUUGAUGCAUUUACAGCUGAUACGCCCCUGGGGCCUAUCCCAAUGGCCAAUUUGAUAGCUCAGUCACCAGCUACGUUCGAGACCGAGUUGCAGGACCAUAGCUUACCACCACCUUGGAGUUUCUGGGGUGCACAUUAUGAUUCCAAGCUGGUUCCGGAGGGGAUGGUUGGCGCUAUCGACUCUUCUGUGCCGUGUGCUCUGAUGUUAUUUGCAGCGAAGGCCCUGGCCAACGCAGGUCUGCCUGCUCCCCCUGUAAAAUUCGUAUUUUUCGACGGUGAAGAAGCAAUCGAUACAUGGACAGAUACAGACAGCCUUUACGGCGCACGGCACUAUGCGGAAAAUUAUGAAUUGCCCCCUGCGUUGGUUCUGUUUGAUUUAAUUGGAGCCACACCAAAACAUUUGAUGCCUUCAUGGUUCGGCGAGACGUAUAGCUGGCACCGAGAUCUUGCUAGGUUGAACCAAAAGCUUGUGCAAAUGAAGUUGAUGAAAUACAUGCUUGUCACUGAUAUUACCGAGUUCCACGCAAUGUCGGGUCGAAUGAUUGACGAUCACACACCCUUCUGGGUACGCGGAGUGCCCUGUCUUCAUUUUAUACCACCAGUUUUCCCACCGCAAUGGCAUACCAUAAACGAUAACGCGAAAAACUUGGACCAGCAAGCCGUUCGUGACUGGGCGAUUUUAGUGACAACCUGGCUCGCUCAUUAUCAGGGCUCUGCUAGCACUCACGACGAGCUUUAA
Wickerhamiella sorbophila is the source of this 951-nucleotide messenger RNA. RefSeq names its product Glutaminyl-peptide cyclotransferase-like protein. The coding region runs from base 1 to 951 and encodes 316 amino acids. Gene Ontology annotation, molecular function: zinc ion binding; glutaminyl-peptide cyclotransferase activity. The transcript has a single exon. The record is from RefSeq and is a predicted model, not a curated record. NCBI's taxonomy places the organism in Eukaryota, Fungi, Ascomycota, Dipodascomycetes, Dipodascales, Trichomonascaceae.